GUGGUUUGUUUACACAGAGGACAUAAACAUGCAGCGUCUCUCCGCUCCGGCAGGCGGCGCUGUUCGGCGUUUACAACGUGACAAGAUGGCGUCCGGCAGUGGGUCCAGUAAGAACGACUUCCGUCGGAAGUGGGACAAAGAUGAGUAUGAAAACCUCGCUCAGAAACGACUCGCUGAGGAGAGGGACAGAGAGAGGAGAGAUGGAAAAGUGGCUCCGCCGGUCAAACGUGACCUCCUGCGUCACAGAGACUACAAAGUGGAUCUGGAGUCCAAACUGGGGAAGACCAUCGUCAUCACAAAGACCACUCCCCAGGCUGAGAUGGGCGGUUAUUACUGUAACGUCUGUGACUGUGUCGUGAAAGACUCAAUCAACUUCCUGGAUCACAUCAAUGGAAAGAAACACCAGAGGAACCUCGGGAUGUCGAUGCGAGUCGAGCGCUCGUCUCUGGAUCAGGUGAAGAAACGUUUUGAGGUGAACAAGAAGAAGAUGGAGGAGAAGCAGAAGGAGUACGACUUUGAGGAGCGCAUGAAGGAGCUCCGAGAGGAGGAGGAGAAGGCGAAGGCCUACAAGAAAGAGAAGCAGAAGGAGAGGAAGCGUCGGGCGGAGGAGGACGUAGACUUUGAGGAGGACGAUGAGAUGGCGGCAGUGAUGGGUUUCUCAGGCUUUGGCUCGUCCAAGAAAAGUCACUGAUGCUCUGCUGCUCGACUACACCAUGAGGACCACUACGCAUCAGGUCGAGGAGCUCUGCUCCACCCCCCCAGUCAGCUGGAGUUUAAGCCCAGAACAAGACUCUAAACACAGGAAGGAGUCGUCCAGCUGCGGCCAUGACUCCACAGCCCUGGUUCAGACUUUUACACUGAAAAUAUUCUUUUUUUAUUUUAUUUUGGUAGUUUCAUCCAUCACUCUGUCAGUUCUGAUGAGAUUAAAUUCAGCAGUUUCCUGCCAGAAAUAGACUUGUUUUAAUAAACAGGAAGUAGUUUUUCUCUCUGCAGUGAAGCUGCUGAGUGAAAAGUUGUCAGAAACGACGGACAGAAAGACAAGUGAGACCAAAAACUUUAAUUUCCUUAAAGUUAAGAAGUCUGAUUAUGACAUGUAUAAGCUUCGAUGAAUAAAACGAGAAGUAACUUAAAUCCAAAAAUAACUUUUAACAAGUUAAAAUGUCAGACUGUCACACCAAAAUUCAAGUUUUUAUCAAAAAUACAACCCUAGUUAGUUAAAAUUUUAAUUUUUGAGUGGCUGUGCUGAUAAAUUUAACUUGUUAAAUUAUUUUUAACGCUCAAACAGUCGUCAGUUUUAUUGUUGACAUGUCAUGAACUUUUCUGUUGUAUCAGGAUAUAGUUUGUGGGAGAAUUUUAAUAAAUGUUUUUUUUUUGUUUUUUUUUUACUAAUUGGUCAUUAUCUGUUUUCACAUACAAGGGGUUUCUCUUGGUUUCUUUGGUGCAUAACAAACAUUAAGUAAUACAUUUAAGGAAGACCAAAAAAUCAACAGAAGUGAGUUAGUCUCUGUUAAAAUGCAUAGCAGAAAUAAACAUUUUUACAGCCUGGUACAAAAAA
Larimichthys crocea (large yellow croaker) is the source of this 1555-nucleotide messenger RNA. RefSeq names its product zinc finger, matrin-type 2 (gene zmat2). Gene Ontology annotation, molecular function: nucleic acid binding; zinc ion binding. The record is from RefSeq and is a predicted model, not a curated record. The transcript has 6 exons. Gene Ontology annotation, biological process: mRNA splicing, via spliceosome. NCBI's taxonomy places the organism in Eukaryota, Metazoa, Chordata, Actinopteri, Sciaenidae. Bases 29 to 691 code for a protein of 220 amino acids. Gene Ontology annotation, cellular component: U4/U6 x U5 tri-snRNP complex; spliceosomal complex.